AAACAAAAACAUGAAAUUUCAAAUUUGAUAAUAAUUUAAAUAAUUAUUUGUUGUUUUGAAGAUGCAAUAUCUUGAUGAAGACUACUGUAGAAUUUGUUUGGAAUUUUUCCCUUGCAUAGAGGGUACGCAUAUUUCAAAGGAAGUCAAAUUAAACAAGACAAUUUCUGAAAUUAUCGAGGAAUGUGCUUCAGUUCAGAUAAGCGAGAAAGAUCCAUAUUCCAACUAUCUAUGUUCGCAGUGCCACCAAAAACUGAUAGCCUUAAACGAUUUCCGUGCACUAAUCAUAAAAUCCGAUAUCAUCUUAAAACAAAAACAAUUCCCUUUUAAAACACACCUUGAUAUUGAUGUAAUAAAAAAUGAAAAAGAAAAUUUAAUCAAAGAAGAAAAAGCUGCUGAUGAAAAUCUAGAAACCAAUGAAAACCUUGUGAGAAUAAAUGCAGGAAGGAAACCUUCAAAACUACCAAAACGCAACCGGAAAGUGCACAAAUUCCAGUGCGAUAUCUGCAAUAAAACUCUAUUGGGACGCUCCAACCGUCUAACACAACACAUAAUAACUGCUCAUUCCGAUAUUAAAAAUUUCCAAUGCGAAAUUUGCCAGAAGAAAUUUAAAAGCAAACAACAGUUGGUCAAUCAUGGAAGAGUGCAUACUGGGGAAAAACCUUACAAGUGUUACACUUGUGAAGAAACUUUUGCCUCAAAUCAGAAUUUAUUCAAUCACAACAAGAAACAUACGGGCCAAUACAAAAGCUACAAAUGUGCAUUAUGCGAUAAAGGCUAUUCGACACCUGGCGAAUUCGAAACCCACAAACGAAUAGUUCACACUGGAGAAAAGCCAUUUUUGUGCGAAAUUUGUAGUCAGACUUACAGCAGUGCUAGGAAUCUGGGAUUACAUAUAAACAGAGUACAUAAAAAGACUGAAAAGUGUCCAAAGUGCAGCUUAAUGUUCAACACAAAACGUCUACAGCAGCACCUACAAAAACACCAAGAUAAAGAAGCAGGAAUCAGACGUUACACGUGCGACAAAUGCGGGAAAGGGUUUUUCACACCUCAUGCCUUAAAAAGACAUGAAGUCGUCCAUACAAAAGAACGACCUUAUUCUUGUCAGAUUUGCGAUAAGAGUUUCAGUCUAAAAUCCGGAGUAAAUAUGCACAUGAAGACUCACAGUGACGUCAGGGAAUUUUCUUGUGAUGUUUGCUCGAAGACUUUCAAGUAUAAGCAACAUUUGCAAAUGCAUUUGAAGGAGAAACACAAAGAAGUUGCCUCAUAGCCCUCAUAAUUAGUAUAUUUCAGUUUCCUUUACUUGACUGAGUUUAUUCGAGAACUUUUCAUCCUGUAUAAAAAAUUCUGUAAUAGUUAUUUUAAAUAAAUUUAAAUGAUGAAUAGUGAGAUAGUUAUGUUCCACUAAACCCCCACAUUUUGC
Messenger RNA from Ceutorhynchus assimilis (cabbage seed weevil), 1420 nucleotides. The record is from the annotation of a GenBank genome assembly. NCBI's taxonomy places the organism in Eukaryota, Metazoa, Arthropoda, Insecta, Coleoptera, Curculionidae.